UUUUGUAACCUCACUUUUAUCCUUUUGGCUUAAUGCAUUUCUUUCUUAUUGUUAUCUGGCUCUGGCUGUUUUAUUCGCUUUUGGUUCUUUUGCUUUUGCAUUAAUAUCUUCAUCAACUCCAUAAGAGGACAAUCACCCCUUUUCUUCUUCUUUUUUUCUCUACAUUUUUCCUAUUUUAAAACCUUCGACUUGUCUUUUGUUUCAAAUUAUACUGGGAUGUGGAGCUUCUAAGUCCUAACUUUUGCCACUGGUUGAUUUUUACUCUUAUGUAGUCUUAAGCCCAGCCUCUUCUUGGCCGUCCAUAUGGAAAAUACAACUCCUAACUGUUGUCACAACUUCGUUUUUUUCUCUUAACUGCUCAUAAGUCCAGCCUCUUCUUGACUGUUCUUAUAAAAAACAUCUUGUAUGCUAAUCUUGUCUGGAUAGGCCACCAAACCUGUGAAAUUAGGCCCACAUUGCUUGGUUAUGAAAUUAACAAGCAGUAUAAAAGCUUGGAUUUUAUCUUUCAACAUACAUAGCACAAACUGCACAACUUGUUGAUAUUGUAUGGGAGGCUUCUUUGCUUGACAUGUUGGUGUUGACUACUGAGUUGAUAGUUGCUAGUUGCUAGUUGGGUUCGUGUCUCUUCUUUUUUUGGAUGGUGGUUAGUGUCUCUUUAGUGUGGUCCUUCUUUGUUGUGUUUUUGUUUUUUGUAUUCCUGCAGCUCCAGGUAUGCUUGAUUGCUUUUGUUACGUUAUCGCCUAGCCUACAAUGUGUUGCCUUUGCGAGGAAACUCUAAGCAUUUAUUUUCUUCAGCAGUGGAAGUUCUGAUUCCUUUCUCUCCCUCUGUGUGUGUGUGUGUGUGUGUGUGUGUGUGUGUAAUGAGACACCCCAUCAAUUUUCAGCCAGGAGGCUAAGUCAGGGGUUGCGAAAUUAGGAGAAAUCAACCACUAAUAAUAAAACCCUUAUAUUUGAUAGCCAAAAAAUGUAUACAUGUGCUUAGGUUAACAAUCCAUAAUACCCAAAACGAUAUAUACACAUAUUCUAAUGAGAUUAUGAGAAUCAUACAUAAUGCCCAUAAAAAAUACACAUGGUUUAAGGUUAAUUGUCCAUUAACAUGGAACAAAUAUAGUUUAAAAUGCCCAUUAAAAUAGAAGUCAAUGUUCUUUCAAAUACUAAAAGUAGUGUAGAAGUGAUUUUAAACCAAAUUUCAAAGCAAUUCCCUUUCAACACACAUAAGCAAAGUGUCCAAGAGAAAAUCUCAUUCCAUUUUGUUUCAAAGCAUAGUUUUUAUAUUGUUAUGACUAAAAUGACUGUUUUAGGUAAAUUUGGGUGCUUCAUAGGACUCGAAGAUAGAACUUGACUAUGUCUGCAAGGGAGUUCUCACGGGGGGCAUGGGGCGGAAAAAAGGAAAGAGAGGGAUGGGUUUCUCUUGCUUUUGGCAUAGCAGGCCCCCCACUGGGAGGCCCCGUGUCCUUCCUUUCUAUUCCUCAGUAAGCAGACCGUGGGAGCAUGGGGGGCUAACGCCCAUUUUCCCGGUCAUCCGGAGUCCAUGGGCUCACCCCAAGAUGAGUGCUCUCUGAUUUUGACUUCCGCAGAGCCUCCGGUAGCACAGCAAGGCUCUUUAUUUUGGGGGUGUAUACCUGGGCUCUCGGGUGUGAGCUGAUUUUAAAAUAUACUGUAUAUCUUUUUAUAAUCGGGUGACAUGUGACACACCCCUCCUCUUGAGUUUAUAUCUUUGACUUUUCUUAAUGGCAGCAAUUUCAAUUCCGUUCUGGGUGGUUGGUAUUUGGAGUUACAAUAUUGAAAGUGCCAAUGAUGGGAGUUGCAAUGUCCUUAGAGUUUCAUUUAAAAAUCAAUGGAAAUUUAUAUAAUCAGCCAUUUGCAUAUUUAAUAGUGAACUCUGAAUCAAUCGCGGAUUUUCUUUCACUUUCGACCAGCAAAUAUAUAGAAUAAUUAAAUCAUUCUUACGAUUCAUUGUGCACCCAGAUCUCUCUCUUUUUCUUUUUUCUUUUUAUAGAUGUGCACCCAGCUCCGGUACCCUAUAUUUUAUAUUUCUUGUUCUUACGUGGAAGCUUCAUAAACCCAGCCUCUCUCUCUCUCUCUCUCUCUCUCUCUCUCUCUCAAAAUGGUGGUAUUGAAGAGUUGCUACACAAUAAAGCCAGCUGAACCUACUCCUACCUCUGGUAUAGUGAUUUCAGAUUGUGAUCAGGAUAAACCUAUAACACAUGCUCCCCUCAUCUACAUCUAUCGUCCCUCUUGCGACUUUUCUUAUAAAUCGACCCUUGAAUCUAUCAAAAUUUCCUUGAGCCAAGUACUUGUGCAUUUCUACCCACUGGCUGGACGUUUGAAAUGGGUAGGAAACGGCAGCCGAGUCGAGCUCGAGUGCAACUCGGUCGGUGCUAGGCUUUACGAAGCCGAGUUGGAUGCCGAAAUAGCGGAAUUUGGCGACUUCUGUCCAACACCAGAUCUCCGAUCACUGAUUCCUUCAGUGGACUAUGAUGCUCCUUUGCAUGAAAUUCCAUUGCUCUUGGUGCAAAUCACUAGGUUUAGGUGUGGUGGCUUGAGCCUUGGUUUGGCUACAUCACACAUCAUGGUAGAUGGUACAAGUUUCUCUCACUUCAUGUCCAUGUGGGCCCUAAUAGCACGCGGUGAGCCAUUGGGCGUCGUCCCAUUUCUCGAUCGGACGGUGUUACUGGCCCGGGAUCCGCCAACACGGCGAUAUAAUCAUGAGAGAUUUGAACCUCCACCAUUGUUGAUGGGUCUUUCAAACAAUGAUGAGGAGCGAAACAAGAGAACAACUGUAUCCAUGUUACACCUUAGUAAAACCCAAGUUGAAAAGCUGAAGAACAUGGCUAAUGAUAGGCGAGCUGCCAACGCAAAACUCUACAGCCGAUAUGAGGCCGUGGCAGGACACUUGUGGAGAUGCACAUGCAAGGCACGUGAGCACAAAGGUGAGCAGAUUACAAAGUUGUACUUGCAAGUAAACAUUCGCGAUCGCAUGAAGCCACCACUGCCACGAGGGUACUUUGGGAAUGCAUUUUUACGGGUCGCGGCUACAAGCCGAGCAGGAGAGCUGAUGACUAAGCCAUUUAGCUAUGGCCCAAGUAAAAUUAGAGAAGCUAUAGAGAUGGUCACAGAUGACUAUGUGAAAUCAGCACUCGACUUGGUCAAGGGUUUACCAAACUUAACCCGUUUCAGGACGUACCAUACCGUCGGGUCAACCCAAGGAGCUUUCUAUGGUAACCCAAAUCUUGAGAUCACAAGUUGGUUGGGCCUGCCACUCAAAGGUAUAGAUUUUGGUUGGGGAAAAGAAAUUCACGCAGGUCCAGGAAGUGUUGCCUUUGAUGGCAAGUCCUUUAUUAUGGAUGGGCCUAAUGAAGAUGGAUCAUUGAUUGUUGCACUUAGGCUACAAGUAGGCUACAUGGAUACUUUAAGAGAACUCUUUUAUAAAGAUAUAAAUGAUUGGUGUUGUAAGAUGUGAUACGAAUAUGUAAUAGUAGUAGUACUAGUUUUUCAUAAUCACAUUAUUGGUUAACU
Molecule: messenger RNA, 3519 nt
Organism: Rhododendron vialii
Lineage: Eukaryota; Viridiplantae; Streptophyta; Magnoliopsida; Ericales; Ericaceae
Product: spermidine hydroxycinnamoyl transferase-like
Exons: 1
Coding region: 2108-3463 (451 amino acids)
Molecular function (GO): acyltransferase activity, transferring groups other than amino-acyl groups
Source: RefSeq, a predicted model, not a curated record